Molecule: messenger RNA, 2048 nt
Organism: Actinia tenebrosa (Australian red waratah sea anemone)
Lineage: Eukaryota; Metazoa; Cnidaria; Anthozoa; Actiniaria; Actiniidae
Product: eukaryotic translation initiation factor 4H
Molecular function (GO): RNA binding
Source: RefSeq, a predicted model, not a curated record
AGUGAGUAUUAUGGGAUGUCUUCUCGACUCUUUCCAAAAUGGCGGAAGAGUUUGGACCACGUUACGGGAACAGAGGAGGUGGAUUUUUCGAUCAAUUCGGAGGAGAAAACCGUGACCGAGGAGGCGGUAGAAAUCGCGGUGGUCGUGGAUCUGCACCGUUCCCAACAGAACCCCCUUUCACGGCCUUUGUAGGGAAUCUUCCACCAAAUACUAUCCAAGGAGAUCUCGAUCAGAUUUUUGAAGGAUUAAAGAUCCGCAGUAUUCGAUUGGUGAGAGACAAAGAAAGUGAUAAAUUUAAAGGAUUUUGUUAUGUUGAGUUUGAUGAUGCAGAUUCCCUACAAGAAGCCUUGACAUUUGAUGGCUGUUUCUUAGGUGGAUCUGAAAGGUCCCUGAGAGUUAAUAUUGCUGAACAAAAAAGAGACAACAGAGAUAGAGGACGAGGAGGAGGGCGUGGUGGGCACAGAGGAGGCUAUGGCGGACACGACAGAGGCUUUGAAGACAGAGGUGGAAGAUAUGGAGGAUUCGAUGAUAGAGGAGGGCGACGUGGAGGACAUGGAGGAGGAUUUGGUGACUGGUCUGAUGGAGGAAGGGGAGGGCCUCCACGAGAUAGAGGCAUGAGGGGAGGUGGACCCCACAAUCAAGAAAAUUUUGAAGAAUUCAAAGAGCCAUCACCUGAGGAUUUAGCAAGAAGACCAAAGCUGAAACUCAAACCUCGUACAGUCAAGAAAGAGGAGGUGGAUGAAGUUGCAAUGUCAACUGAAAGAUUAAAAAUAUUUGGAGGAGGGAAGCCUAGGGUUGAGCAGGCUGUUGAAAAAAAGGAAGACGCAAAUCCAGAAACCAAUCCAGAAACUGGUGAAGAAAAGCCUUCUGGCUAGAUUUGAAGCUCAAAUUAACUUUGGAAAAAGCUGUCUCCAUAUAUUUUAUGCUAUGAAAGUUCUGAUGAUAUUAGCUCAAGGCCACGAUGGGCAUUUCGAAGUAUUUGCAAUAAAAUCGAAAAACCACACAAUAAACUAUGGUCCACAGAAGUAUCCAUUAAAAAUGUCUUGUCUUUAGGCUUUCAGAGCUACAAAUACAAGAUACAGGAUUUGUCUUGUCACUUGUAUGUAUGCUAGCUUUCUGGAUUUUAUAUAAUCCAUUUUGAAUACUACAUGUAUGUCAAUAAGUCUAGGCUCUGUCCUUGAAACAUUUCUUUAUUAUUUUGAAUGUGUGCAGCCUGUAUUUAUACUCUGAAUUAAACUCUACAGGUUUGCAUUCAUAAAGAAUUAUUUUAGUAUUUUUAUGGUUGUGCUAUUGUUUAGAUAUUUAUGACUAUUAUUGUUCAAUAUGUAUUGCAGAAAGGGAGCUGGGCUGAAGAGGAUUUGGGCUUCCCCACCUUUUGUUAAUAUUUACUAAAUUUUCAAGUCUCAGUUCCAACUUUUAGUCUGCUUUGUUUUGAAAUGGACUACAUCGACAAUACAGUGGCCAUCUUUCCAUGGGGCAAAACAAAGCCAAGAUGACAGAAAAUAUAUAGUUUCAUGUGUUUGUCUUUCUUUAUGGGUAAAGAUGAUCCAUGAGCCAUGCUAAUCCAUCUUUUGUCAUAAUCUCCAGUGGUGAGCUGAUAAUAUCAAUCAAUGUCAUUACCGUAAUAGAUUCAUUUGUCUAUAAUGCUCCAUAAUGCCUUGCAAUCCAAAAUGACCACUAUAUUGUCAAAGUAGUCCAUUUUAACCCUCCCCCAACAUUCAAAGGUAUUCCAUGGUUCUCCAAAAUUUUGCUAAUAUUGUUUACAGCAUUUGACAUCUGUCAAUCACUUUGAGACUCCAAGAAACCUUUAUACAGCAUAAUAGAAAUUUAAUUUUCCUUGUAUUUUUCUUGAGCCUUAUUUAUGACUGCUUGUGACAACCAAAACUGUCUUUAGUGACUGGGCAACAAGGUCAUGGAGUUUCAAUGGUAAUCGUCAUAAAUAUACACAUCUAGCACAUAGAAGUAGUAUAAAUAUAUUUUCAAGGGCAGUAUAAGUUAAUGUUUUUUUAAACUAUUGGUUCUAAUAAAGCUGUUUUGUUUUAAGCAUA